CUAGUUUAAUUUGUUGUUUUUUUUAAAACAUGGCGACUGUCGGAGGUGAUUCGCUAUCGGUCUCAAGAGACUUGAGAAGACAAUUGAAUCAGUUUUUACAAGGUAGCAUCACUAGUGGCAAUAUCAGUUAUGAAACCCUUUCCAACUCUGCCCUAUACCUGCUACGAACUGUCCCGGUGGCUCGUCAUGCUGUGCUAGAGCAUUAUGCGCUCUCCUUUGAUGAAGCUAUCAACACACAUUUGAGCUUUGCCGAUCGUAACUCAUGGAGUGGCCAAGAUCCAGAAGCUAUACAGCAAAGUCAGCUUUCAGCCUUGCAGGAUGUUACUGGAGUACUACUUAGUUUUAUCAAAUCCAAUGCUGAGGCUUGGGCACCUGUAGUCUCUUCUUGGGCACUGUCUUUGCUCGGAUUAAUGAGCAGUAAGUAUGCUGCUAAAAGAGGUGUCCAACAUGUCACAUCUCUUAAUGAAGUCCUUCAAAUGUGGAUGGCCUGCCCUCCAGCCAAAAUGUUAAUGGAAAUAACCACUGAAUGUUUUGCUGCAAUGGUUGGUAGUGCCCCUGACAUCUGUGUGGAUGCACUUUUAGAGGCGUCAGUGAGAUACUCUCCACAUUUUGAUUGGGUAGUUGCUCAUAUUGGGUCUUGUUUCCCAAGAACUAUCAUUACUAGAGUACUUAACUGUGGUCUGAAAGAUUACUGUACUGGUUCAGUUGAUGGUUCAGACAAAGAUGCAAGUAGCAGCAGAAUGAAAGUGCCUAAAAUGGCGUCAGUUGUAGGAAUAUUGGGACAUUUGGCAGCCAAACAUAGUCAGGAUAUUAGGAAAGCUUUAAUGGCAUUGUUUGAGGCCAGUCUCCAUUCAGAUACUCAGAGCUCUAGAGUGACAACACUGCCAUUUUUACUGCAGCUGGCAUCAAUGUCAGACUUGUUACUGAACAUUCUAACACCUGACCUAGUUUCUGUUUUGAGCUCAUCUGUAGUGAACCAACUACACAGACAAUUUACUCACUGGAAACGAUCUUCACCUUCAGAUUACAACAGUUUUCUAAACCUUGUUGUCCACCUUAUUGCUAAAUGUAAAGUUGGCUCCUGUGAUAUCAUCAACUUUUUAUUGCGGACUGCAUUACCUCAAGAAGAGAGCGCUGGAAGUGAGUUGCCUGUUGAUGAAGUGAGAGAUACAUGUAUUGAAAUAAUGCACAUUCUGUUAUUUGAGCUUCAACGUGGUGUCCUGGCCAGGAAAGGGAAUGCAGUUGUUGUUGAUCUUCCUUUGCUGUCAGGUCUGGCAGAACAAAGUUCCAAAUUAACUACCCUGUUGUUACAGAGUUAUGGCAAGAGAGUGCCAUGGUUACAGAAACUUUUGACCUAUACCUCACUCCAGGCUGGUGAGAACUGUUCAGCCUCAAUGUUAGCUAACAUUGUGUUUAGUGCCAACACCCCACAACAGCUGGGAACAUUUUAUAAACUUAGGCAAGGGAGUGAACUUGGUAUCCCAUCAGUUAUCUCCUCUACUUUAGUUCACAUUUUCAACAAGCUCACAUCAGCCACAACGUCUCAGCCAGAGUCUACAGCCAACAGCAGCAAUGUGCUGCGUGCGUUGAGAAACUUGGAGAAACUGGUCAAUGUGGAGAAAGUCAAGAUCAAAAGGAAAGCCUUGACCUGCAGCACUAUACUAGAAGGUCUGAAACAGCGCCAUUCAGUUCUGUGUGACCUGCUGCUCUCAGCCAAUGAAGACAUCAGCAUGUGUGCACUAAGGCUAAUGACCUUAGUCGGCUUUCCAGAUGACCUUAGUAUUUCUCUUUUGACAAGAUUGUGUAGUGUGAUAGCCAUCAUUUUCUUUACUUCUUUACAUAAGAACACUGAACAAAAGGAUGAUGCCAGUAAAGCUGACAGAAUGACCCAGUUAUGUAUGUCCUGUAUUGAACAAUUAAGCCGUUAUCCCUUCACAAAAAGUUUAUUUAUACAUUACUUAUUGGAAGGAGCUGUACAGAAGGAAAAUUGUCAUCUGUUUGGAGGCAGGUGGCAGCCUGCCACAUCGAACUCCCCACAUGGCAAUGGUGUGGACACUGUCUCAUUGUUAGAGGAGAAUCGCCAACAGAGUUUGUCUAUAGCCCUUCCCAGAUUCCACUCUAGUGUCUACCAUGGUGGCAUCAUCAGACAGAUUCCUAAAACUCAGUUGCCAGUCAAACCUCUACAGAAGAGCCAGGUCGUCAGAAAUUGUUUAAUUUUCACUGAAACACUUUGGCUAUGCUGCCGAGAAAACAGACAGAGGUGUAGACAGGACCUUUCAGGUCAAGUCAAUAGUGAUACAGGCCAUGAGCCCAUGGAGACAGACCAAGUCAACAGACAUAUGACUACAAUCAGUGAAAGCUCAGCUCGAACACUUGGUUGUGUUAUUGUGGACAUCUUGACCCUUGACACACUGUACAAUGAUGUCCACUGGCAGGAUCCAGAUUUUCGUAAAGUGACAACUGAAAGAGAUACAUUGGUCUGGAAAAGACUUGAAGAUUUGCCUGUGGUGUGGAAUGUUAUUCAAGAGUUUAGUUCCAGUUGUGUGUUUGUGUAUUAUUUGUCACCUGUGUUGAGGUCAUUGAUGGCAGUCAUUAUGAAUCAUUUAGAGGUGUCUAGAGACACACGCAUGAGGAACUGUCCCAAGCAGUUUGAAGGUGCAAUUAAACUAGUCCAUUGUCUUACAAAGGGCUCAAUGAUACCACCACCUUUGUCAAAUGUCGCUGAAUUGUUUCCGUUUGUGUCACCCUAUGAAGGAUAUUUGUUACUGCUGACUUUAUGGAGAUAUAUAAAGGAAAAUCCUCCCACAGAGUUUGAAAAAGAGCAAUCUAGUCGAACUUGUGAUACUUCCCACAUGUUUGUGGUUCACUCGAUCCUGCAUGCCAACAUCAAUCACAUGGGACACCUGUGUCCAAGAUUCUUCAAUAUGUGAAGCAUCUAGUUCACUUCUCUUGAGAUAUCCUGUGAAAUUCUGCUGUUCAGCAUCACUUCAGUUUUAUUGUAUAUUGUAAUGAAAUAACUGAACUAGAAAACCAUUAUCUUGGGCUUUAUUCAAUAAGAUUAGGCUACAGUAAAUGGUGAACGAAUACAAACAGGUUUCACAUUAUAUUUUUUAAGUUUAAUGAACACACACACUGGGCAUGACCUUCUGAAACGCUGGACAGAUGCAGAAAAUAAACAACUCAGUUACACUGUAAUCACCCUGCCUGAAAGUUAUAGGAACAAAAACAUGCUAAGAAUAGUAAAUGAACAAGGAUAAAUUCCUAAGGAGGCCUAAGUCAGACCUGCCUACCGUUACGCAAAAUGCGUAUUCGUUACGCAAAAUCUCCCAAAAAUGACCGUCAGUACGCAAAUACGCAUUGAACCCGUCGCGUUACGCUUUUCGUAUCCUUUUUUUCCCCCCUCUCUUGACUAGCUUACGAGCGGUCACGGAGGUCACGCUAAGCCGUUUUGUUGGCCGGGGGGGGACAGAAAAGGUGGGGGAACACAUUGUGUCCAGAUCUAUACGUUGAUUGGUUCUUAAAAGCAAUUAGAUUUAGUCUAGAAAUGAAGAACGCGAGAGUGAGGGAGUGGCGGGUUGGUACCGUCAGUUAGCUGAUACACCAACGUGACUUUUUUUUUGUAAGUUCAUUAGUAGAAAUUAAUUAUGUUGAAUCCCUGAUUCCUGUAUUCAUUUGUAUAGAAAAAAAUAUCGAAGUGCUAUCGAUUCAAAACACAUUGAGUGACAUUGUAGAUAUCUAGUCUAGAUCUGGAUUCUAGAUCUAGAAAGCUUGUUAUACAGGAAUAGA
Molecule: messenger RNA, 3786 nt
Organism: Biomphalaria glabrata
Lineage: Eukaryota; Metazoa; Mollusca; Gastropoda; Planorbidae
Product: integrator complex subunit 5-like
Exons: 23
Coding region: 30-2930 (966 amino acids)
Biological process (GO): snRNA 3'-end processing
Cellular component (GO): integrator complex
Source: RefSeq, a predicted model, not a curated record